Paramisgurnus dabryanus is the source of this 714-nucleotide messenger RNA. NCBI's taxonomy places the organism in Eukaryota, Metazoa, Chordata, Actinopteri, Cypriniformes, Cobitidae. The record is from RefSeq and is a predicted model, not a curated record.
UAUGUUAUAGAUAUCUAGUACAUCUCGUAGACUCUCAUUAGUUCAUUUUUAAUCAAAAGUGUCUUAAAAUCUGGUUGGGGAAAAUUUGGUAUAUAUUAUUCAAACACAUUAACAGUUAAAACAGGUACAGAUCAAGCGUAUUGUUAACCUCUAUGUUUUAAAUAAGAAAAACACAACAACUGUUUAAAUUGCACAGGAUGGACCCAGGAUUCCAGUGGCAAUGAGGAUCAGCUGAUUACUCUGCAGCUCACACCCUGCGAGGCAGGCCCCACGGAGGGGCAGAUGGAGCAGGCGGGACCAACGGAGGGGCAGGUGGAGCAGGCGGGACCAACAGAGGGGCAGGUGGAGCAGGCGGAACCAACAGAGGGGCAGGUGGAGCAGGCGAGCCUCACAGAGGGGCAGGUGAGCCCCACGGAGGGGCAGGUGGAGCAGGCGAGCCCCACGGAGGAGCAGGGGGAACCCACGGAGGGUCAGGUGGAGCAGCCGGAACCAACGGAGGGGCAUGUGGAGCAGGCGGAACCCACAGAUGGGCUUGUGGAGCAGGCGGAACCCACGGAGGCGCAGGUGGAGCAGGCGGAACCCACGGAGGGGCAGGUGGAGCAGGCGAGCCCCAUGGAGGGGCAAGCUGUCUUCACAGGGUUAGCAAGGGGCACAGUCGCAAGUUGCAAAAAGAAAAAAAGUCAGGCAGGAAAAUGGUUUUAUAAAAAACGUUAA